Suillus fuscotomentosus is the source of this 1953-nucleotide messenger RNA. RefSeq names its product APC amino acid permease. Lineage: Eukaryota; Fungi; Basidiomycota; Agaricomycetes; Boletales; Suillaceae. Gene Ontology annotation, cellular component: membrane. Bases 107 to 1714 code for a protein of 535 amino acids. Gene Ontology annotation, biological process: transmembrane transport. The record is from RefSeq and is a predicted model, not a curated record. Gene Ontology annotation, molecular function: transmembrane transporter activity. The transcript has 15 exons.
UCAUACGUGUGCAUUGUGGAUCCCACACCGCCUUCAGCAAGGCCCUCAUUAAGGCUCAUUCAUUCAUUCUGCACUUUGUCGGCUUCCACAUCCGCGCUCAAACUCGAUGUCCGGCACAACUGACGAUGAUGACCACCGCCUCGAAGCUCUUGGGUACAAGCCUUCCUUCCGGCGUGAGUUUUCGAAUCUCGCCACAAUUAGCUUCGCAUUCAGUAUCAUGGGAUUGUGUUCGAGUGUCGCGACGACUCUCAACACACCACUCUUACUCGGAGGUCCUGCUUCCGUUACUUGGUGUUGGUUACUUGGGUCAUGUAUGUGCUUCACGCUUGGGUCCAGCAUCGCCGAGAUAGUCUCUGCAUUUCCAACAUGCGGAGGGCUAUAUACAGCAUCAGCUCAACUCUGUCCAAAGUCCCAUCGCGCUAUCGUAGGCUGGAUCGUUGGUUGGUUAAACAUCCUUGGUCAGGUCGCGGGAGUGUCAUCAACGGAGUUCGGUCUCGCAAACAUGAUAUGGGCUGCAGUAUCAAUAUCUUCUCCGACAUUUCAGCUGACACAAGGCAAGACGGUCGGAUUGUUCGCUGGCCUUCUUAUUGUCCAUGGACUCUUGAAUUCGUUGGCGACGCGGUACCUGGCCUUCGCUACCAGAGGCUUCGUGUUCGUGAACCUCGGUGCAACUAUCGUCAUCAUCAUUGUUCUGCUAGCGACCACGCCUCGUUCAGAGAUGCAUUCAGCGACCUACGUGUUUGGAAGUCAAGGAAUUAUCAAUCAAACGGGAGGUUGGAAUAAUGGCAUCGCUUUUUUGCUCGGUUUAUUGAGUGUACAAUGGACGAUGACGGAUUACGAUGCGACCGCUCAUAUUUCCGAAGAAGUUCGUCGUGCCGCGUACGCAGCGCCUGCUGCAAUAUUCAUUGCUGUCAUCGGAACCGGGAUAUUGGGAUGGCUAUUGAAUAUCGUUCUCAUGCUGUGUUCAGGUCCAAUAGAAAAUCUGCCAGGAAUAUCUGGAUCUGCAUUCUUGCAGAUCAUGGUUCUGCGCAUGGGCACACCUGCAGCACUAUUCCUUUGGAGCUUCGUAUGCCUCACAGCGUUUUUCGUUGCACAAACGGCACUCCAUGCAUGCUCUCGUACUGUCUAUGCCUUCAGCCGUGAUCAUGGUCUCCCCGACAACGGAUACUUUGGUCAUAUAGCGUCUUCUACUAGAACACCACUACGUGCUAUCUGGUUUACUACUGUCUUGUCCAUCCUUCCAGGUUUCCUCGAUCUAGCCUCCCCGAUUGCCGCGAAUGCCAUCUUUGCGCUUACUGCCAUUGCACUUGAUAUGAGUUACAUUAUUCCGAUAUUCUUGCGUCGCAUCUACGCAAAUCACCCUGACGUGAAUUUCCGCCCAGGACCGUUUUACAUGGGACCAGGUCUCCUCGGUUUGGCAGCAAAUGUCACUUGCAUAAGCUGGACGCUUUUCGUCUGCGUCAUUUUCUCGCUGCCCACUGUGUUCCCUGUCACUCAGUUUAACAUGAAUUACGCGUCCGUCAUCGCUGUCGGAGUUGUUUUUCUUAGUGGGGUGUGGUAUGUUCUCAGCGCGCAUCGACACUAUCAUGGACCUUCGUCCAACCUUGAUGCAGAAACCAAAGCUCGGAUCGGUUUGGAGGAAGUUCAACCCGAAUCGUCAUCCAUCAGUGAGAAAGAGAAAGAUCAUACGUUCGUUUCUUCGGACUCUGCGUAGUGUCGUCGCUCUCUCUAUUAAUGUGUUUGGAAGAACAAUGCUCAUGAUUUGGGUACUUCUGCACCGCUUUAUCGCCGCAGUCAUCAGAUAUGGCAUGAUACCGCACACUAGUGCUUGUAUUUCGACUUGUUACCCUGCUACCCCCGGAACUACUUAUAUUUGAAUAUGGAUCAAAAUAUGUACUACCAUUCCCCCCGCGUGGACUGGUCGCCACUUCACGUGAACAGGCGUUCCUGGAA